Molecule: messenger RNA, 2407 nt
Organism: Aegilops tauschii subsp. strangulata
Lineage: Eukaryota; Viridiplantae; Streptophyta; Magnoliopsida; Poales; Poaceae
Source: RefSeq, a predicted model, not a curated record
CCUAUCCAUGAAGAGAUCUCAUCCACGAAAUCCUCUCCUCCCCCUCUCCUCCCGCACGCACACACCAAGAGCAUGGCGGCGCGAGGAACCAACCGUCGCCGGCGCCGCCCUGCAGCUCCUCUCUCCCUCUGACCCUCUCCGCCACCCAUCCCCCAGCUCCCUCCGUGCGUCGCCCUCCUCCUCCCUGGGCUCGUGGCUGGGCAGCCCGACGCCCUCAAUCCCGCUCGUCGGUGCCUGGCUGGCCACCCGGCGCCUCGGCUCCAGCGCCAACCAGCCCAAGGGCGCAGCUCCGGUCAGAGGAUCCGCCCCAGCUCGUCCCGGAUCAGUUCAUCGGCCUCCUCUGCUCCAUUGCAACCUCGCCCAGCUCGUCCAGCUGCUCGAGUUCGUCCCGGAUCAGCCUGACGGCGGCGCUCCAUUGCUUGGCACCAACCGGACCAGCUCACGGCCUCCCCUGCAACCGCGCCUUCGAGUGGCUCCUCUGCCUCCAACCCUCCAGUACAUCCCCGGCGGCAAAAGAGUCGAUUCGAUGGGCGAUUUCAAAGUAGAAAUAGAUGUUCAGACCUACUUGACGAUUGUAGGCGGCAAAAGAGUUUACAGAAGGGGCAAAACAUGGGAUUUCAUGGUCGGUCGGGACUUGUAUGUGGCGCGGAUAAAGGAGGUUGUGGAGGAGAAGUUCAAGUGGUCUCCUGAUCAGAGAAUGACCAUUUGGUAAAGAAACUUCCCUUUGAACAUACUUGUGGGAGCAAAAACUGCAGCAAAGGAAUGGCAAAUAGAGAUUGGCUCGCUGAUAAAGGGAAGGUUGCACUUGAGGAGAAUGCCACGGUGAGUGCAUUGAUGGGUUUUUGGCAGGGUGUAGGCCAUAUUUGGGGGUUGAUGCAACUUUUCUUUGUGGGAAAUACACUGGCCAAUUGAAAGCCGCAAUUGGUGUAGAUGGGAAUAGUUGGAUGUUUCCGGUAGCAUUUGGAAUAUUUGAGAAAGAGAAUACAGAAAAUUGGGUAUGGUUCAUGGAGCAGUUGAAAUUGGCUAUUGGAGAACUACAAGGGCUUGCAAUCUUGCAUGCAAGGGGUUGGAGAAUGCCAUUUCUAAGGUCUACCCAAAUUGUGAACAUAGAGAAUGCAUGAUGCAUCUAAUACUCAACUUCAAGAAAAAGUUCAAAGGUGACAUACUAGAUAAUAUGUGGCCUGCGGCUUGGACAUAUGAAGUAGACAAGCAUGAUUCACUAAUGGCAGAAAUACAAGCACAAAGCGCCGAAGCAAUAGCCUAUUUGAACAUGCAUCACAACCGUGUGUGGACAAGAAGCAAAUUUUCAGCAAUGACAAAAGUUGAGUAUGUUAGCAAUAAUUCGGCCAAGGUUUUCAACAAUUGGAUUAAGAAUGUGAAGCAACUUGCACUUGUUGAGCUUUUGGACAACCUUAGAGAAAUGAUAAUGAUAUUGUUCGAGAAAAGGAGAGCCGUUGGUGAAGCGCUGCUAGGUUACAUACUACCUAGUGUGAUAAAGGAGUUGAAUCUGAAAAGUAAGGGGCUGCAUUAUUUGGAAGCAAGAGCAUCGCCAAAUAUAGCUGAGAUUUCAGGAAAUGGAUGGAGGCACAUCGUUAACUUGGAGAAAAACGAGUGCUUUUGUACAAGAUGGCAGAUUUGUGGUAAACCUUGCACACAUGCUCUUCGGUUCAUCUUCUCCAAAAAAGCCAAGCUAGAGGAUUAUGUUGCAGAGUGCUUCUCAGUGGCAAGGUUCCAAGCGGCAUAUGCUGGAGUUCUCAUGCCAAUUAGGGGCAGAUCCCAAUGGCCCAAGGUAAAUCCUGGAUUUGAUAUGAUCUCUCCCAAACUUACCAAGAGUGAUGGACGUCCAAGAACUAGGAGGAUAAAGAAUUACACCGAAGGUGGAACCGGUAGAAGACAUAAAUGCAAAAGAUGUGGAGCAAUAGGCCAUCUUCGAAAGACAUGCAAGGAGCCUAAGAUGGAAAGUGACGCGGAUCGAGAUGCUACUCCUCCUCCGCGGAAAAAAGUCAAAGGCUGAAGCAAGCAUUGCGGCUACUUCUCCUAAGACACCAACUAAGCAAGGUACUCAACUUGAUACUCCUACAAGUCCAAUGACAAGGCAGAGGGCAGUAAUUAUUGCAAUUGCUUGUACACCUCCUAGUGGAUCUACAAGGAGCAAAACUGCUGCUCCUAGCCCUCUACGGCAAGUUUAGUGCAUUUGGUUGGGAGAAUCAUCAUCUUUUACUUAUGGUUGUGAGAACCAUGAUCUUUUGUUUGAAGAAACGGUGGUCUGAACCAUUAUGUGUUGAUGCUAGCUUCUUUUGAACCAUUAUGUAUCGUUGUUGAUGUUAUCUUAUUUCCAACCAUUAUGUAUCGUUGUUGAAUUGUUGCUAUAUUGAUGGUCAAUGAUGCAAACUGAGAUUAUGCUGAA